AUAUACUCUAAACCCUUCGCUCGGUCGCCGGAACCACGCCCCACAGAGAGAGAGAGAGAAAAAAAAACCCUCGUUUGGUCGCCGGCACACAAGACGGUAGUAGGCGGCGAUCGAUCGGUGGACGACGGACGGAACUCAGCUAAGCAAUCUCGCCUCGUCUUCUCCGGCGGCGACACACACGCGCCCCUUCUACGUCGAGAAAUCAGUUCCCCAUCCUCCAUCAUCCAUUCCGAUUCUCCAUCUAUCGCUGGUGCGGCAGGAUCGCAGUAGCUAGCACGCGUCCGUCGUCUCGGGUCCGUCCGGCGGCGCAAUGGCCGCCUGUGCCGGCGUAGGACCUGUUGUGGGGAUGGUGGUGUUCCAGAUUAUCUUUGCAUUUGUCAAUAUCUUCUAUAAGCUAGCUGUGUCGGACGGCAUGGAUCUGAGGGUACUCAUCGCCUACCGCUACCUUUUCGGAUCAGCCUUCCUCGGCCCGCUCGCCUACUUCGUCGAGAGGAAAAACCGAACGAAACUGACAUGGAGGGUGGUGUUCUUGUCUUUCGCGUGUGGCCUCUCAGGGGGCACGAUGGCGCAGAACCUGUACAUCGCCGGCAUGAAGUUCACCUCGGCCACUUUCGCCUCCGCGACAACCAACCUCCUCCCGGCGUGUACCUUCGUCAUCGCCCUCGUCUUCCGCUACGAGAAGUUCGCCAUCCGCAGCCUGGCCAGCCAGGCCAAGGUCGCCGGGACCCUGCUGGGCGUCGGCGGGGCCAUGCUGCUCACCUUCUACAAGGGCGUCGACAUCACGCCCUGGCACAGCAACCUGAACCUCGUCGCCACGCUCACCCAGCACCACCACCAUCACACCACCACCACCACCACCAACUACGCCAUGGGGUCGCUGCUCUGCGUCUGCAGCUGCUUCUUCUACGCGCUUUGGAUCGUCGUGCAGGCCAAGCUGAGCAACGAGUACCCGUUCCACUACUCCAGCACCGCCCUCAUGUGCAUCAUGACCACGCUGCAGUCCUCCAUCUUCGCGCUCUGCUUCGACAGGGACGCCUCGCAAUGGCGACUCAAGUUCGACAUCAGGCUGCUCUCCUGCGCCUACUCGGGCAUCUUUGCGUCGGGCGUCGCGCUGGUGAUAAUGGCGUGGUGCGUGCAGCAGCGCGGGCCACUGUUCGUCUCCGUGUUUAGCCCGCUGAUGCUGCUCAUUGUGGCCGUGCUGAGCUCGCUGCUGCUGGGUGAGAAGCUGCACCUCGGCACGGCAAUGGGCGCGGUGCUCAUCGUCAUGGGACUCUACGCCGUGCUCUGGGGCAAGGGACGCGAGGCAGCGGCUGAGGCGGCCAGGGUCAGCGUCAACGACCACCCCACCACCAGCAACAGCAACAGCAGCGAGGAGGACGACGACAAGAAGCGGCACGUUAGCGUCCCAAUGCCUCCCGCACCAAACUCCGUCUGAUGUUAAGCUACAAACGGGGCCGGGGUUGGGGCGAAAAUAAAUACGGAGUACUAGCUAGUAUAUAUAAUUAUAUAUAUAUAUACGACUAUGGUGAUACUUCCAUUCCCAUGCCCAUACAUCCAGUCUCUCACAACAGAAAUCGGAUCUCUCAAAACAUGAUGAUAGCCGAUC
Messenger RNA from Zea mays, 1606 nucleotides. RefSeq lists its product as uncharacterized. The transcript has 4 exons. The coding region runs from base 311 to 1435 and encodes 374 amino acids. Lineage: Eukaryota; Viridiplantae; Streptophyta; Magnoliopsida; Poales; Poaceae. Gene Ontology annotation, molecular function: transmembrane transporter activity. Gene Ontology annotation, cellular component: membrane. The record is from RefSeq and is marked validated.